AUGGUGCGCGUAGAUCUCGACCACCGGCAGCGGCAGCAACACCUCCAGCAGCAGCCGCCCGCAGACGCCCAGUCGCUGCAGAGGACGUCAUGGUCAAGCUUCGACAAAGUUGAACAAUCCCCGUCGCCGUCGCCGUCGUCGUCGCCUUCACCGUCACCGUCACGCUCACCGUCGCUGUCGCCUUCGCCCUCGCCCUUAGCGUCGGUGUCGGCCUCAGGCUCCAUCUCAGCCUCACGGACAAGCGGACAAGCGGACGAGAAGGAGGACGCGGAGGAGAAGAUCUCAGUGACCGGAAGGACUCGCUCGCCCGAUGCCUCGGCCUUACAGAACCUGAACAUCCACGAACUCACCCCCAAGGCCCGCAGUCGCCGGCAGUCAAAGUCCAACCUGGCCAGUCCCCGGCAGCUCCAAUAUCAUCUUCAGCAUCAGCAACAAGGGCAAUGUAAUACUACGCCAAAGAAGCGUGCCGCCUCCGAGCGAGACGACGACGACGACGAUGCCGAUGGUAGUAGUUCAAAGCGGUGCUCACACUACACGGUCAAGCGGUGCGGUGUCUUCUUCCAGGCCAGAGCCGCUGAUGACGGGUUCAUCGACCAAGCCAUUGACGACGACCUAGAUGAUGAUGAUGAUGAUAAUGAUGACGACCUAGAUGAUGUUGAAGAACAAGCAGGAGCAAAAGUAAAAGAAGAAGACGAUGAAGGAUAUGGCCAUGAUAGAUCCCUGCCACACAGCCUCCCAUGUUCUCCAGACCUCUUCCUGCAGCCGGAGACCAGGCAGAUCUCCGAGGAGCAGCUCAUUGUCGAGGUGCAGGGCAUCUACUCUGGGCUUGUCGUCAUCGAGAAGAAGUGUGUUGAGAUUGACAUGCAGCAGCUCAACGGCAGAUCGGAACUCAGCAACGAACAGUGGAAGGCCCUGAUAGCCAUCCAUAGGACCCUUCUCCAUGAGCACCACGACUUCUUCCUUGCCUCGCAGCACCCCUCGGCUACGCCUAGGCUGCGCAGGCUGGCUACAGAGUAUGGGAUGCCUGCUAGAAUGUGGAGGCAUGGCGUGCACUCGUUCCUGGAGCUGCUUCGGCACCGGCUCCCGGGUUCACUCGAGCACAUGAUAUCUUUCAUCUAUAUUGCUUACUCUAUGAUGACCCUCUUGCUUGAGAGUGUGCCUGCCUUCUCGCGUAUCUGGAUUGAAUGUCUCGGUGAUUUAGCCAGGUACCAGAUGGCAGUUGAAGAGGUUGACCUGUAUAACCGGGAGAAGUGGGCUGAGGUAGCCAGGUACUGGUACCGAAUGGCUGCGGAUAAAGGACCCAACGUUGGCAGAAUACAGCAUCACGCUGCUGUCCUGGCCAGACCAAAUAUCCUGGCACAGCUGUUCUAUUACACCAAGUCUCUGGUCUGUGUUGAGCCCUUUGCCAGCUCAAGAGAGAGCAUUUUGCUGCUAUUCAACCCCUUGCUGGAAGAAGACCGCCGCCAACAGAAGCAACAGCAGCAAAAGCAGCAAGAACAGCAACAGCAAAAUAAACUACACAAGCACAGCCGGCCCAGACAGCAACCUCGUCACCCACUGGCUCUGGCCUCAUUCGUCAAGGCGCACGGCAUCCUGUUCAAGAAGGAAUCAGUUCACUCCUACUUCGAACACACCCUGCAGUUCUUCUCCUGCUUGCCGCAACACGUAGGCCGAAUGGGAGAGAAGUUCCGCGAGCAGGGCGUCCAAAUCUCAUGCUCCAACUUUGCUACGCUUUUCAUUAACGACAACUCUCUUGCGCCCGCGGUAGCUAAUACCCUGACAGAUCUGUAUAAACUUGCCGUUGCAAAACCAGCUGAUUGCAGAAUCCCAUCGGCAAGAGCAUACUGGAGCACCUGCAGCGCCCGGUCUGAGCCUAUUGUCUCCUUGCUUGAUUCUAUCCCUCAGUCUUCCAACACCAGAUUCAGCUCGUCUCUCAGCCCACUCUACUACACCAUCUACCAGUCUAUGCAUACGUUCUCUCUCUUACUCCGCCAAAUUGGUGACAAAAACGUCCUUCCAGCUAUCCACGUCUCUCUUGCUUUCCUGUUCACUCUUUCCCUCACCCCGGAAGCAAUGCACGUCUUUGAGCCCCUUGUUCCCUUCCGUGACCUGGUUACUUUCCUUAAUACCCUUAACCGCCACCGCGUAAGCGAGUCCAAGAUCACCAGUGAUGAGUUCCCCCUUACCGAGUCCAGUGAUGUAGGGGUCAAGUACCAUCUCCCUGAAGAGUUUGACCUGCGCGGCCUGGCUUGGGCAAGGCUCUACUUCCCCGAUGGACACUUUGUCAAUACGGAGCUGGCAGAGGAAGAAGACCGGACUCUUGAGCUGGCCCAUACCGCAAAUGUCAGGGCUGAGAGGUGUCUCUGGCUUGGACAUAGGAUGGCCUCCAUGGAUCGUUGGUUCACGUAUGACCCAGCCCAGAAACGGUUUAAGAUAAAGGAUCUUGUGCUGCAGCUUGAGCAGUGCUCGGAGCGAGUCUCCUUCUUCAGAAAGGCUGCUGAGAUACUUGCCGAGUCGACUUGA
This is a messenger RNA of Nannizzia gypsea CBS 118893, 2523 nucleotides long. RefSeq lists its product as hypothetical. Gene Ontology annotation, cellular component: telomerase holoenzyme complex. Bases 1 to 2523 code for a protein of 840 amino acids. Gene Ontology annotation, molecular function: telomeric repeat DNA binding; protein binding; telomerase RNA binding. The transcript has 3 exons. The record is from RefSeq and is a predicted model, not a curated record. Lineage: Eukaryota; Fungi; Ascomycota; Eurotiomycetes; Onygenales; Arthrodermataceae. Gene Ontology annotation, biological process: nuclear-transcribed mRNA catabolic process, nonsense-mediated decay.